Messenger RNA from Ogataea philodendri, 303 nucleotides. RefSeq lists its product as uncharacterized. The annotation marks the transcript as partial. The transcript has a single exon. The record is from RefSeq and is a predicted model, not a curated record. NCBI's taxonomy places the organism in Eukaryota, Fungi, Ascomycota, Pichiomycetes, Pichiales, Pichiaceae.
AAAGAAAUAUCGACAUUGAAGUACAAGUUAGAAACAUUGAAGAACGACUCAGAAGCCAAAAUAGAACAUUUACUAAAGCAAUCUGAGCAUUACGAAACUAUUGUUGGUCAGUUGGGUGAGGAGAGAGACGAAAAUCAAGAAAUUAUCAAAGAUUUGAACCAAAAAUUGAUUGAUAUGGAGUCAAAUUUGAAAAAGCUAAACGAUGAUUAUGAAGCCCUAAGUCAACAAAGAGAUACUCUACUUCAAGAGUCAGACAGACUAAGAUCUGAACUUGGUAAUUCUACAGAGCAGUUCAACGCGACA